This is a messenger RNA of Striga hermonthica, 2148 nucleotides long. The record is from the annotation of a GenBank genome assembly. NCBI's taxonomy places the organism in Eukaryota, Viridiplantae, Streptophyta, Magnoliopsida, Lamiales, Orobanchaceae.
AUGGAGGCAAAUGACUUAGACAUGGAAAAACAACUGCACGAAGCCCAUGAAGUGUUGUCCAAGGUGGGAACGAUCCUCGCCAGCUGUUCAGAUAAGCUAUCUCAUUUGGAGAACCUUUUAUCACGCAUCUUGGAAGAGGCUAAUUACAAUCACAUCGGAGCAAACGGCUUCGAAAUAGACGUCAUAUCAGAAGAACUAAUCGAGUGGACCUUCACUUUCGAUCUAAUUAGUGCAAUAAUAAAGUUUGAGCUGGGUGAGUUUGAUGUUUUGUUUGGUGGCCUUCAAGAACUUAUCGUUGAUGGCCUUAGAAAGAUACUGCCUUUCGAUAAUUCAACUGAGUUGGUAAAUGCCGUGGUGAAUGGGCUGCACGAUGGUGAAGUGUUGCUUGAACAUUCUAGAGAUCGUGUUUUCGAGAUGAAAGCUCGUCUGGCCAAGUUGCGGAUGAGUUCUUUUUCUUCUGGGGAGCAUGAUUGGAGCAAUGUUCUUCUAAAGACAACCAAACAAAAGGGUCUCCUCAAGAUGCUCGAAAAAUCUCUCUCGCGAGAGAUUGAGCUCGAGAAGAACUUAAAAGAGCUCAAACGAAACGAAAAUGAUUUCAAACAAAAAAUACGACUUGUGGAACAAGUCGCGUCCUUCAUGGAAGAGGCUGCUGAGGUCACUUGGGCUCGCUUUCUAGAAGCCGACAGCAUGGCUGAAGUACUCUCCGGAAUCUCGAAAGACACGCUCCGGAAGCUCCAGCUGGCGCAAGCCGAGCUUGACCGGGCAACCAAAAGCGAACGGGAAAAAACCCAUCAACUUCAAGACAUUGUAAAUCAAUUGCAUGCAAAAGACUUGUUAAUCGAGAAUCUCAACACCACCAUCUCGAGUCUCGCAGCCGAUAAUGCCAAAAUAGAAGAUUUAAGACAAAAGGUUAGAUAUCUCGAGGAAAAACUGAAAAAAACUGAGUCGAGGCUCGAGGAGGUAGAGACAGUAAAUGAGAUGAGUCAAAAACAGCUUAUAGAGAGAGAAAUUGAAAUCGAGGCCUUGAGAGAGAAAACAAACGAGGCUGAGACUCGAGCAAAGAUCGCGGAGGAAAAAGCCUCCCACUUGACAGACUCGAACCUCGAGCUAUCAGAGGAGCUCGAUUUCCUCAAGGGCACAAAUGACAGCAACUCGAAAAAAUCGAGCAUGUUGGAAAAGGAGCUAAGGGAGUUAGAUAUUCAGCUUCAGCACUCGAGGGCAUUAUCGGAAGCUAGUCAAGAGCAGCAAAACAUGCUGUACACGGCGAUUUGGGACAUGGAGACUUUGAUAGACGAGCUGAAGCAGAAGGUGGCUAAGGCGGAGGGAAAAGCCGAGAGUGCCGAGGAUAGAUGCGUCAUUUUAUCCGAGACAAAUUUAGAUAUUAGUAAGGAACUGGAGUUUAUGAGGUCCCGAGUCGAGUUAUUGGAGAAUGCUUUGAGCCAAGCCGCUCUUGAGAAAAAAUCACAUGCGAAGGAGAUUGGUGUUAGGAGCGAUCAGAUAAUGGAGAUGGCUUUGCAGAUUGCGAUUGAGAGGGAACGUGUUCAGACUAAGUUAAUCUCGUGCACGAAGGAAAACAAAUUACUGCGAGAUAAAUUAGCGAAACAACAAAAAAAUGCAACUGUCAUUCUUCAGGAUAAGAGAAAUUGUGAUGAGAAAGAGUUUCGGUCACCGAGGCUUGAUCAUCAAGCCGAUCCUUUAUCUGCAAAAACUUCUGCAAUAAAAGCCACCGAGAUCUCAUCCGAAAGUCUUCAGGUGGAGCAAUUAUCGGAGGAUGCUAUCCCAAAUGACAAUGAGAUGCGAACUUCUUGUUCGACAAACGAAAGCUCGAAUUUAGUUUCUCAGGUCGAGGCCGAGAGAUUUAACAAAAAUGGGAAUUAUAAGAGGAUGUGUGUAUACAUGGCCAUUCUUGUUGUGGUCCUAUCAGAUAAAAUCAUAAAAGGCACGUGGUUCCCCUACCUUCUUAGCCCGCCGGAAAUCAAUUGGUGCUGCUAUUUCCUCCGGCGGUACUGGUCGGGAUGGUGGCAGUCAUGUCUCUCCAUGCUAGAUGUCGUUGGGGGCUCGAGUUUCGUCUCCUCGUUAGAUCUGUUUGUUAGUAAACUAUUCUCCAUGUUGUGGGAGAUGGAUCCAAACUUUGUACUGAUCAAUUGA